CCCUUGUUGAGCCCUUUUGUGACGCUGCACCAUUGUGGUCGCCAGGCUCUGGCUGCUGUGCUCCUCGGAGAGGGUGGUGGAGGCACAUCUGAGAAGAGUGUAUCUGGACGAGUGAAGGGGUUAGGAGGAAAUGUCGCUUACUUGCGCACUGUGGUUCCGGAAAGGCCUUUUCCGGAGAGGUCGCUCGGGAGCUGAGGCUGACCGAGCACUCUCCCAGCAGUCUGACUCCGAGGCCAAAGGCCGGGGUCAAGGAGGAGCUUGGCUUUGUUGUGAGCGAUGGAAGCGGAAGCGGAGCCAGGAGUGUGCAGCUCUCGCUGCAGAGCUCCACACCUGCAGGGAGCAGCUCGUGCAGAGAGAGGAGGAGAUCGCCAACCUGAAGGCGGAGAGAAACAACACCAGGCUGCUGCUGGAACAUUUGGAGUUCCUCGUCUCCAGGCACGAGAGAGCUCUUCAAAAAACAGUCAUACGGCGACAGGCGAAGACUCCGGCCGGCGUGUCCAGUGAGGCGGAGGUGCAGAGCCAGAUGAAAGAGCUCCUGGCUACCCUGUGCACUCUCGUGGCCAAGCUGGAAGAGGACCUAGACAUCUCAAGGAAAGACCUCAUCCUUUCUGAAGCAAUGAACACCAUAUUACAAAGAGAUGUCCGUGAAGCCCUGGCCCAGAAGGAAGACAUGCAAGACAGGAUCACUACCCUUGAGAAGCGCUGCCUCAGGGCACAGCACAAAGCCACCUCUCUGCACGACCUCAAGGAUAAACUCGCAAACGAGAUCGCAAAGAAGGACUGUCUGCAUCGACAGACUGCGGAUCAAAACGGCCAGUUGGAAGAGCGCCUGGAGGUGGCGGAGCGGAAGCUGCAGCAGACCCCGAGGAAGGCCAAGUCGCUGCCCGAGGUGGAAGCCGAGCCGGCCCAGAGGGUGGCCACCCUCUGCAAGGCCGAGCAGAGGGGUGGCACCAUCGAGGAAAGGCUGCGCCAGAUGGAGGCCCAGCUGGAGGAAAAGAACCAAGAACUGCAGCGGGUACGUCAGAGAGAACUACUAAAGGAAGAGACUAAUCAACAUCUGUCCAGCACUAUUGACAAGCUCCUUGCCGAAUCUGACGAGCGUCUUCAGCGACAUCUAAAAGAGAGAAUGGCUGCUGCGGAAGAUAAGGAACACCUUCUACAGAAGAUGGAAGCACUGAGCGCCAUAUUAAAGCGGGCAAGAUUGAGAGGCUCUUCGCUUCACCAUAGGCGGACGCACGUCAGCAGCAUCCCAGCUUCCAGGUUCCGUCCGGCGGAGAGCCCCACGGAUGCCAGCAGCAGCAGCAGCAGCAGCGCGGUGUUGCGGCACCACCGGAAAGGCCGUGUGGCCCGUCUGCGACAUGAGCCUUCCAAGUUUACCCACACUGCUUCUACCGAUGGUCUUGCAGCACGCAGAGCCCAGCAGUGACUACAUUUGAAAACUUCAACCAGAUCUUUCAUCUGUUAAUCCUUGUUAUGUGGACCCUGAGAUAUUUUAUUACAGUAUUUAAUUACUGACAAAUUCGUGAAUAGGAUCGAGAAACUCAUUUAGCAUUUAAUGUUUCGUACAUUUCUGUAAAUUUGUCACUCCCUAUAGAUAGUUCCUUACUUUCAUGUAUAUCCGGGCUAUAAAUAUCCUUUGGAAUCAAUUGAUGUUCUUAUAUCUCAGUUUAGUCUUUCAAGUGUAUGUACUAUCAUGGUUGUAUGUAUAAAUCCUACGACAAAUACAGGGCUUUUAUAACCUGUG
This is a messenger RNA of Acinonyx jubatus (cheetah), 1744 nucleotides long. Its product is annotated as liprin-alpha-1-like. Lineage: Eukaryota; Metazoa; Chordata; Mammalia; Carnivora; Felidae. Bases 131 to 1426 code for a protein of 431 amino acids. The record is from RefSeq and is a predicted model, not a curated record. Gene Ontology annotation, cellular component: presynaptic active zone. Gene Ontology annotation, biological process: synapse organization. The transcript has 11 exons.